Suillus fuscotomentosus is the source of this 818-nucleotide messenger RNA. RefSeq lists its product as uncharacterized. Lineage: Eukaryota; Fungi; Basidiomycota; Agaricomycetes; Boletales; Suillaceae. The coding region runs from base 122 to 571 and encodes 149 amino acids. The record is from RefSeq and is a predicted model, not a curated record. The transcript is spliced from 4 exons.
CCUCUCAUAUUACUGUUCUAUCUGACACAAUGUUCGAAUCAAUUAGGUUUCAAUUGGAACUGGGUAUCAAGACAAGUACAGUAAGGUAAGAUGUAAGGAAUGAGUGCUAUAAAACAAUAUAAUGACUGGAAUCGGCCUCAUUGAAGGAGGAUCGACAGACUUACUCACUACGAACGGCAGACAACAGCUUGGAUCACCGUGGCUCGAGCUUGAACGAGGAUCGACACUCACUCACUGCAAACGGCGAGCAACAGCUUGGAUCAGCAUGGCUCAAGCUCGAACGAGGAUCGACAAACUCACGUCCUGCAAACGGUGGCCGACAACUUGGAUGAGCAUGACCGUUGCUCGAACGAGGACCAACAUACUCACGAAGUCCCGCAAACGGUGGGCGAAGACUUGGAUCAACAUGGCCGUUGCUCAAACAAAGAUCAACACACUCACGUCCACCAGGCCUGCAACAAUAGCCCCAGCGUAUGAGUACUCUAGCGUUCUGACGUCUGCGCUAGAAAAAGCGCUGUCCUGGCCAAUCAACCUCGACACUCGUGAGUCAGACUCGAAUUUAAUUGAAUAGUUUGGUUUCUCCAGGAGACUCGUCGAGCGAAUUGUACCUCGCAUCCAUCAUGCCCUGCUCAGAGGCGCAGACAAACGAGGCCUGUCUGUUGAACUGGCGAUGCCGGUAAAAAUGUAUCAGCUAGUCUUUUACAGUGAGUAACACAUCUUGAACGUUGAACUCCGUUUGCCUUGAUCUCAUGCCUAAUCUUCGACACGCCUCCAUUCGACUUCUAAGACAAAUCUAUGCAGGCUGGAAUUGGAGUCCG